UUUGCCCUAAAUGAGGCCCCAAGCCCUAAAUUUAUUUUUUUCGGUCGACGAGCGUGGCCACCUGCAUAACAUUGCAGGCACACUCAUGCCCUGCCUCUUCUCUCACCUCCUCUUUCCAUCGCCGCCUUCGGCAGCGUCAUCUCAGCUCUGUCACCAUGGGGAAGACGCGGGGAAUGGGAGCUGGGCGUAAGCUCAAGAACCACCGUAGGGCUCAGUUGUGGGCUGACAAGUCGUACAAGAAGUCUCACUUGGGUAAUGAGUGGAAGAAGCCAUUCGCAGGGUCUUCUCACGCCAAGGGCAUUGUUCUUGAGAAAAUUGGUAUUGAGGCCAAGCAGCCCAACUCUGCUAUCCGUAAAUGUGCUAGGGUGCAGCUGAUUAAGAAUGGAAAGAAAAUUGCUGCUUUUGUACCUAACGAUGGUUGUUUGAACUACAUCGAAGAGAAUGAUGAAGUUCUUAUUGCUGGAUUCGGUCGUAAGGGGCACGCCGUUGGAGAUAUCCCUGGAGUCCGGUUCAAGGUGGUGAAGGUGUCUGGUGUAUCACUCCUUGCUCUCUUCAAGGAGAAGAAAGAAAAGCCACGAUCAUAGAGGAUGCACAAGCGAGUUAGUUAUCUAUUCUUGAUCUGCAGGCGGUCAAAGUCACCUGUAGUAUAGUCGUCUUGUUACCACGCUGAUCCAACCUGUCAAUGGAAUGAGCAAGCAGUUGAUCCUGCUUGGAUGCCCGCAGUUUCAUGAAUUCAUGAAUUUUGGAAUUCGCCGAUGAAGUAAACAUGAGCUGAAGUAAUCUGUCAA
Messenger RNA from Physcomitrium patens, 788 nucleotides. RefSeq names its product small ribosomal subunit protein uS12. Gene Ontology annotation, cellular component: small ribosomal subunit; ribosome. NCBI's taxonomy places the organism in Eukaryota, Viridiplantae, Streptophyta, Bryopsida, Funariales, Funariaceae. Gene Ontology annotation, biological process: translation. The record is from RefSeq and is a predicted model, not a curated record. Gene Ontology annotation, molecular function: structural constituent of ribosome.